Messenger RNA from Brachypodium distachyon (stiff brome), 2264 nucleotides. Its product is annotated as protein NRT1/ PTR FAMILY 2.12. The record is from RefSeq and is a predicted model, not a curated record. Gene Ontology annotation, cellular component: plasma membrane. The transcript has 4 exons. Gene Ontology annotation, molecular function: transmembrane transporter activity. Lineage: Eukaryota; Viridiplantae; Streptophyta; Magnoliopsida; Poales; Poaceae. Bases 214 to 2016 code for a protein of 600 amino acids. Gene Ontology annotation, biological process: transmembrane transport.
CCGCAUCCGGAGCCGCGGGCAGGGCCAGCAGGCAGGCGCGUGCGUGACGGAACCGAAGUCAGUCGCCUUCUCGGCUGCCUGUGCUGUGUGCUCUGCUCUGGCCUUUCUUUCUGCCUGCCUGCCGACUCACCGCUCACGGGAGCUAUAGUCACUCGGACGACCCACGACGACCGACGUCUCUUCCUUGGUGACUCUUGUUUUACUUCCGGAGAGAUGGCUGACGCUGGUGCUGGGACUGAUGCUGAUGCCGGGGCUGCUGUUCCGGAGGUGUUGGAGAGCGGCGGCAGGAGGAGGAGGAGGCCGCGGGGGUGGAAGUGCAUGCCCUUCAUCAUAGGAACUGAGACAUGUGAGAAGGUUGGGUCAAUUGGUGUGGCAGCAAAUCUGACGGUCUAUCUUGUGACACGUUUCAACAUUGGGCAGCUACAGGCAACGAACAUCACCAAUAUUUUCUAUGGUACGCUUAACUUCUCGCCGUUGCUAGGCGCUUUCAUCUCCGACGCCUACUUGGGAAGGUUCAGAACCCUGGCCUAUGGAUCAUUCGCUAGCCUCCUGGGGAUGCUGGGAUUGACCUUAUCUGCAUCACUUCCAGCUCUCAAAGUAUCAAGCUGCAAUCAAACAACCCAAUUGGGUGAACACUGCAAUAGUCCAUCAACACUCCAGCUGAGUGUGUUAUACCUUUCUCUAGGGUUUCUAAUCAUCGGUGGUGGAGCGAUACGGCCAUGCAGCUUGCCCUUUGGAGUAGACCAAUUCGACAUGACUGAUGAAAAAAGCCGAAAGGGCCUGAACAGCUAUUAUAACUGGUACUAUGGCACAACUAGUGCCGCCUUGGUGUUCUCCAUGACUAUUAUCAUCUACAUCCAGACUAAAAUAAGCUGGCCAAUAGGAUUUGGCAUACCAACAUUCUUUAUGUUGAUGGCAAUUAUCAUCUUAUUUAUGGGUACCAGACUUUAUGUCCAUGUACCACCAGAGGGAAGCAUCUUCACUGGAAUUGCCCAUGUUUUAGUGGCAUCAUUUAAAAAGAGAAGACUCAAGAUUCCAUGUCCUGGCGAUACAAAUCAACAAGAGCUACUGCUCUACAACCCUCCCACAAGGGGCAACCGCAUUUUCAGAUUGCCACUUACCUCCCAGUUCAGGUUUCUGAACAAAGGCACAAUUGUAAGGGAAGGUGACAUAAAUAGUGACGGUUCUGCAAGAAACCCAUGGGAGCUUUGCAGUAUCCAGCAGAUAGAGGAGGUCAAGUGUUUGAUAAGAAUUGUGCCUAUUUGUAUUUCUGGCAUCAUGUGCUUCGUUGCAUUGGCUCAACAAUACACCUAUAUAAUCUUGCAAAUAUUAACAAUGGACUGUCACCUUGGGCCACACUUUGAAAUUCCUGCAGCCUCUGUAAUAACCAUAUCCUUCAUCGCCCUGACUGUAUUCAUGCCCAUUUAUGACCGAAUUUUAGUACCUAUGGCUAGAAGAUUCACCGGAGUGGAAAGUGGGAUCACACUUCUUCAGAGACAGGGUAUAGGGUUGGUGAUUUCUCCCAUUUCAAUGGUGGUAGCAGGGCUUGUUGAAUGUAAAAGAAGGAACUCAGCUUUGUCUAAUGGAGGAAAAUCACCUCUGUCAGUCUUUUGGCUUGCCCCCCAAUUGGUUUUAAUGGGUAUUGCUGAGGCCUUCAAUGCAGUUGGACAAAUAGAAUUUUACAAUAAGCAGUUUCCAGAGCACAUGCUAACCCUAGCAGGAUCCCUAUUUUUCGUUACUUUAGCUGGAGCGAACUACUUGAGUACUGCUUUGGCAAGCAUCACAGGAAAGGUGACUAGCAGAGAUGGUCACACAAGCUGGUUGACAGACAACAUUAAUCUCGGCAAACUCGACUAUUACUUCUAUUUCAUUGCCCUCAUGGGAGUACUGAACCUUUUCUACUUCCUUAUAUGCUCGCACUACUAUCAAUAUAAAUCCAUGUCACUCUAUGCUGAAGAGUCCAUCGAAGAGGCAGAUAAAGAGAUUGAGAUCAACACAGAUGUACGUAACAAGUAAGUCUCGUAAGGGAAUUUGUCCUGCAGAGAGUAUAUUACUUUGGACAUAUUCAAGAGGUCUUCAUGUUUUGUAACAUGUCAGACCAACUUUCUUGUUAUCUUAAGAUCUUUUGAAUGUGACAUAGUUUAGCCAGGGCAGAUUAAGAUUAUCCCAAAGAGCAUCAAUAAAGAGAUAAAAGCUGCCUUGUAUUCGAAUUAAAUGAAUUCGAGUUUCCGGAACUUAAUGAAUUCAGCCGUAUUUUUUCAGAA